AUGGAUCAGCAGGAGGUUACGCUUCUUUUGCUUAUCGACCUAAGUGCCGCAUUUGAUACUAUCGACCAUGCUAUCUUACUGGAGACACUUGAAAAAGACUUUGGCGUAACUGGAAAUGCCCUCAAAUGGCUAACAUCUUAUUUAUCCGAGAGAAAACAAACAAUUUUAAUUAAAGACCAUGAAUCGGAAGUUUUCAAUCUUCAAUCGGGAGUUCCGCAGGGUAGCUGCCUUGGCCCUGUCCUCUUCAUACUCUAUGUGGCUGGGUUAUUUAAGGUUAUUGACAAACAUCUUCCCAAUGCACAUAUGUAUGCAGAUGACACCCAGAUUUAUCAUUCGUUUCGGCCGGAUACAUCUUUAUCGCAAGAUGCUGCACUAAAGAGUAUUGAAAACUGUGUUGCUGACAUUCGUGCCUGGAUGCUUUCUAACCGUCUCUUGAUAAAUGAUUCCAAGACUGAAUUUAUUAUCAUCGGUUCAAAGCAGAAAAUGUCAAAGAUUAACAUCAAUGAAAUUGCAGUUGGUGAAUCUACAAUCGUUGGUGAAUCUACGUAG
Molecule: messenger RNA, 549 nt
Organism: Paramuricea clavata
Lineage: Eukaryota; Metazoa; Cnidaria; Anthozoa; Malacalcyonacea; Plexauridae
Source: the annotation of a GenBank genome assembly